Exaiptasia diaphana is the source of this 405-nucleotide messenger RNA. RefSeq names its product cocaine esterase-like. Lineage: Eukaryota; Metazoa; Cnidaria; Anthozoa; Actiniaria; Aiptasiidae. Bases 1 to 405 code for a protein of 134 amino acids. The record is from RefSeq and is a predicted model, not a curated record. The transcript is spliced from 5 exons.
AUGUAUACCCUGUUUACUGAGACAGCAAGGCGAAAAACCAUAUCCUGGCCAGCGGCACGUCCCCAUAUAUUUGGAUUUCUUCAUCACACGAAAGAUUUUGAGUUAAGAGGCAACUAUGGCCUUUUUGACCAGUUAGAAGCCUUAAAGUGGGUUAAUCGAAACAUUGCAGCAUUCGGAGGUGAUCCAAAUCGGGUGACCAUAUUUGGUAACUCUGCUGGGGGUGCUAGUGUGUCUUUUCUCUGUUUGUCACCAUUGGCCCGCAACCUUUUUAAAUACGCGAUCAUGCAGUCCGGGGUAGCAAAUUUCCCAUUUGGCUAUGCCUCAUACACCGACGAUGUUGUGACGGGAGUUUUUAACCUUACCAACUUGAACUGCACUGAUAAAAACGUUACUCCGGGGGUAUGA